Eimeria maxima is the source of this 3030-nucleotide messenger RNA. RefSeq lists its product as hypothetical. NCBI's taxonomy places the organism in Eukaryota, Apicomplexa, Conoidasida, Eucoccidiorida, Eimeriidae. The transcript is spliced from 4 exons. Bases 1 to 3030 code for a protein of 1009 amino acids. The record is from RefSeq and is a predicted model, not a curated record.
AUGCUGCUGCUGCUAUUGCUGCUGCUGUGCGACCGCAGCUACAGCAGCAGCAGCAGCAGCAGCAGCAGCAGCAGUCGUGGCCUGACGCGGAGUGGGAGUUCUGUACAUGGGGAUCUUGGUGCAGAGCAGCAACUUGUGGAGGCAGAGCCAGCAACAAACGAUGCUUCCUCCACAACAGCAACAGCAGCAGCAGCAGCAGCAGCAACAGCAGCAGCAGUUGCUGUACCUGCAGCAGCAGAUCAUGUGCUAGCGUUGCCACGGCGAAUGAAGAUAAGACGGAAACUGUCUCUAAAUGGUUCGCUGCAGCUGCUGCUGCUGGUGCUGCUGGCAAGUUUUUCUAUGCGCUUCUUUCGGGUGUAUAAGCGGCUAGAAGCAGAGAAACGUGAGGCCGCUGCAGCAGCGUUUGCAGAGGAACUUAGAGAGAGGGAAAAAGCAGCACGAGCUGCUGCAGAACAAGAGGAGCAGCUGAAGGAGCAACUGCAGCAGCAGCUGCAGCAGGAGCUGCAGCACCAGCUGCUGCAGCGCAGCAAAAAGAGACUGCAGGACGCAAGACAGGCACGCGAUCGGGUGUAUGCGGAGCUCAUUGUGCAUGCAGAUACAGCACAAGAGAGUGCAGCAGAUACUGUACUGCGUAUGGAUGAGUAUAGGAAAACAGCUGCUAUGUGGGAUGAUUACGGGAGAGGGUUUGCUGAUGCUGCUGCUGCAACUGCUGCAGCUGUUGCUGCUGGGGAUGCAAAGCCACCCGAGGGUCUGCGGCAUUCUGCUGUAGCACUUCUGCAAGAGCUGCGGAACCAAGUUGAUGAGGUGCGACAGGAGGUGCAGCAGCUAGAGCAGCAGCAGAAGGAGGAGAAGGAACAGCUGCGGCGGCAGCAAGGGUUGCUGCUUCUUGCAGGAGAAGCAGAAGGAGAGCAGCCUUCAGCAGCGCAGCGGGAGAUGGUGCUCUUGGAGGCGCGUGCUGCUGCGGGUCCAGCAGCACUGGCACUUCGAGAGAGAGAGACAAAGAAGGAGCAUCUGCUGCAGCAGCAGCAGAUGCAGCAGGAGCAGCAGAUGCUGCAGCAGCAGGUAGAUCGUCUUAAGGAGGAGAAAAGUAAAUUAGAGAAGGAGAGGAAGUUGCUUGCAGAGAGGGAGGCAUUGCUUGAUUCAGCAACAGCAGAUCUUGCUGCUGCUGCUUCUCGUGUGCAGCAGAUGUCUGAUGUUGUUGCGAAGCGGGAAGCAGCAAGAGCAGCAGCAGAAGCAGCAGUUGCAGCAGCAGUAGCUGCAGCAGCUGGUACUGCAGAUAGUGGUAGUACUGCUCUGCUGCCUGUGGAGCAGCACCUGCUGGAGGCUCGUCAGGCGGUGCAGCGGCUAGAAUUAGAGUUUGCUGCUGCUGCAGCAGAAGCAGCAGAUGUAAAAAUGGAGACUCACCGUAUUGACUUAGCAAAGGCAAUGCUUAAAUAUAUUAGGGGUAAAGCUUGGCUAGAUUCUGCUACUACUACUGCUGCACCUGCUGCACCUGCUGCUGAUGAUGCUGGUGAUGGUGCUGCUGCAGCUCCUGAUGCAGCUGGUUCUACUUUAUCUACUGCAGCUGAUGCUCCCGCUACUGCAGAAAAAGAAACUGCAGCAGGUGCAGCAGAUGAUAUGUUCGAUGGUUAUGUAGAACCACUAGAGUUGGAGCGUCGUCAUGCAGGAGUGGUGCAUGCAGAUCGUUUGCUGCAGGAUGUGGCGCAUAAACGCCUGCGCUUAAAAGAAAAUUUGCAGAGAAUAAAAGGAUUAAAAUUAGCAGCAGAGAAAGAUGUUGAAUACUUUAUGAAGGAGUUGGACAGAUACCGCAAGAUGCUAGAGGAAAAACUAUCACCAGGAACAAUCGCAGCAGCAGCAGAAGAAAAGGAAGAUGCAGAAGGAACAACAGAAAAGGGAACAACAACAGCAGAAACAGGAGCAACAGAAGAAGAAAGAGCAGUAACAACACUAACAGAAGAAGGAACAGCAGCAGGACCAUCAAAAGUAGUAACCCCAGAGGAAAGAGCAGCAGCAGCAGCAGCAAGAAUAGAUGGUAUAUCUAUGUAUGGUGUAGCAGAAUUAUGGGGAGUAAAUGAAGAAAGAGACAAAAUAAAAGAUACAAUAGAAACAAUAUUAGAACUGACAUUAAAUUUUAGUGAUAAACAAGUUAUUGAGCUGCUGCAGCAGGAACCUGUUGAGGAUCUGAUAGGGGCACUUGCUGCUGCCUAUCAAGCAAAAAAGGAACAAGAAGAAAAAGAUGAAGGAGAACAAGAAAAAAGAAAAGAUGAAGAUACGGAAGAUACAGGAGGAGAAACAGAAGAAGAAAAAGGGGAAGACGAACAAAAGGAAGAAAACGAAAGAAAAGAACGAGAAAGCGAAAGUGAAGGAAAUGAAGAAGAAGGAGAAAGAGGAGGAGGAAAAGAAAAAGAGGAGGAGGAAGAAGACGGGGAAGCAACGGAUGAUGAUCUUCCUCGUCCUCUUAUUCAUAUUCCUCCUCCUUCUUCUUAUGAUUCAUCUUCUUCUUCCUCUUCUUCGUCUUCUUAUGACUCUAAUUCUCCUCCGGCUGGUGAAUCCAAUUCUUCUUCUCCUCCGUUUUCUUCUCCUGGUUCUUCUCCUACUCCGUCAUCUUCAUCUUCUCCUUCAUCUUCUCCUCCUUCUUCCCUUUCUUCUUCCUCCUCUUCUUCCUCUGCUGCUUCUUCUUUAAUCCUUGAGCUUGAUGAAUAUAAUAAAGAUAAAAAAGGAGAUAAUGAUGAUUAUAAUGAGGAUGCUGAUGAUGAAUCUUAUUAUGCCCCUCCUGUAGAUCCAUCAGAUCUAGCAGCAGAAGCAUUCCCUCUGCUGUAUCAGCAGCAGCAGCAAGCUGCACUCAAUCUUGCAUUUGAUACCGGUGAUCCAGCUGGUGCUGCUGCUGCUGCUGCAGAUGCUGCAGCAGAAAAAAUAGCUGAAGCUUCUGCUUCACUCGUCGCAGAGACUAUACCCAAUGUCCUACAGCUAAAGCGUCACCCUAAGAAAAGCAACGAACAGCAGCAGCAGCAGCAAGAGCAGCGGCAGUAG